Molecule: messenger RNA, 578 nt
Organism: Prorocentrum cordatum
Lineage: Eukaryota; Dinophyceae; Prorocentrales; Prorocentraceae
Source: the annotation of a GenBank genome assembly
GCUCGAACCCGCGCAGUGGGGGCGCCCCUGGCCGACUCCCCUUGGCCAGCCAGCUGCAGGAGGCCUCAUGGCGGCUACACUGGCUGGCGUGAUGGCAGGACCAGUGCCUCCUGCGACUGCUGGCUGGGAGUCCCUGGGAGAGACGUGAUACUCUUGCUGGGGUACGACAUGAACUCGCUGAUCGCGCUGGGGCCGAACUUCUCGGAAAGCAAGGCCCUGGCGGCCCCGGCGGCUCUGGACCAGCAGCAGCGCCAUGGCCACCACCUCCAGGAGCUGCUUGCAGCACUCGACGACGAGCUGGAGCUGGAGCUCGAGGAGGAGCCUACGCCGCGCGCUGCGCCAUGAAGGAGCUGUUGGGGGCCCUGGUGGAGCCGCUGCUCAAGGCCGCGGGGUCGAGCGAGCAGUGAGGGCCUGGAGCUGCAGGGUUGGCGGCGGGCCUGAGCUCUAUCGCGCGCGCCGUUCCCUGCACUCACUCACUAUCUAUGCUACUCCCGGGGGCCAAGGAGGAGGAACCUUGGGGGGGGUGCGCCGGGGCGCGGCGGAGUUGGAAGACCAACAGGUGGCGCCCCCUGCGAGAC